CUCCUCAUGUGGAUUGAUUGUGGAUGAAAUACAGUAACUCUGUUUAUAAUAACCCUUUUCCCCUGUGGCACGCAUCAUUCCAGCUCCCGUCUCUGGACAGCUACUGGACGCCUACAUUCACUCAGAACAACUGCAUGGAGCCAAGCCUUUUGGACCACAGCAUGAAUCAUUACUCCAGCAGCACCUACCCAGAGGACAGGACAGAGAAUCCUCCCUCCUUUCUACACGACGACACAUACAACUCCUCCUCCCCUCAGUCCUCCUGUCAGUCAAGUGGUGGAUCCCUUAUGUCUACGCUCCUACAGACAACCAUAGAGAGUAAAAGAACCCUGCAGGAGAGCACCACUGCAUACUACCCCCCAGACGCUCCCAUGUCCAGCUCUGCCGCCACCAAUCUUAACCCGGUGGACCACCACAGUAGCAGUACCACCAUGGCACCUCUGUCUCCAGCCAGCCAGGCAUCCACCGGGGCCAGUCCCACUAGAUUCAGACUCAAUGAGCCCGGGUUGACCCAGGACUGGAUGCUGGAGCUGGUUGACAGACACCGGGCGAAGCGUGCCAGAGUGGAGAACAUCAUCAGAGGCAUGGCAGGCUCUCCUCUCAGUGUUUAUUUCACAGGUGAAGGGUUUGGUGAAGGGGAGACCACUCCAACCAGUCACCUUCAGAGUGAGACGUUGGAAAACAAGAGGAAACAGAGGGUGCCACAGCACCAGGACGUCCCCAGGACAUGGGGCGUUAGCAGGAAGAGUACGGAUGAGGGGCAUACACUGAGGAAGCAGCUUCAGACCAUGCAGACGCUCCUGGGUCAACUCCAGGCCAGGUACAUCCAGGUCUACGAGAAUCAGACUAACGAGUCUGAAGAGGAGGACCACCAUAGUACUUGGAACAAAGAAUAUGUGGAGACAAAGACAUCUCUUGGUGAGGUGUUCUUGGACCCUUACAGUGAGUUUAACAAUAAGACGCCUUUAGAUAAAGGUCACCUGGGAUGGAUGAAUAACAAGCAAACUGACUACAUCCACUCAAACCCAGACAAAGACGACCAACUCCUAGCAGAUAUUCUCAAGUAUGAGCUCUCCAGAGCCGUAAACUCGAGCGUUGACUCAAUUUUUAAAAACAUAUCACAUACUUUCGUCAAGUCACCACAGCUACACGUCGAGGAUGGUGGAAUGGUGGAAACAGACGAUGAGACCGUGUUCCUCAGCUCUCGCGAGCCAGCGUCAACAUCCACCCGUGUAGAAAGCAUGUCACGACUCCCCUCAUGUUCCGAGAGUGGUAUGGCCCAACAACUACCAGAGAUUCAAACCGAGGCUCUAUCUCUGGUUGUUCAAAAGCCUGCUUCAAUGACUCGCCCAUGUUCUCUAAACCUAACAGUGAAAAGGCCUCUCAAUUUCCACCAUUCUCCAUUCCUAUACAACCACCCCACUGCUCUACAGGAAAACCACCAAGUACUGGACAACCUGAAACACAACAGCUCCCAUCACGAUACCUUCGGAGGGCUCCAGUGUAAACCCAGUACCAUGGGUCUGUCUACCCCAGAGAUAGUUGACUUACCGUGGGAUCCGGUCGUAGUGAGGUCCAAGGGGACCUCCAGGCCAUCCGGGAGUCCUCAGGCUCACCAACCCAUGGCCACGGGGCAUCGUGUGCUUCUGGACAGUCUCGGUCUCCCUCACAUCAAGAUGGACUGUGGUAGCUUUCAGAGUAUGGUGAAAAGGACCUCGUAUGUGCUGAAUGAAGGUCUGACACCACAGCAUCUGAAGAAAGCCAAGUUGAUGUUCUUCUAUACUCGCUACCCUAGUUCCAACGUACUCAAAACCUUUUUCUCCGAUGUCCAGCUCACUCGCUGUAUCACGUCCCAGCUGAUUAAAUGGUUCAGCAACUUCAGAGAGUUCUACUAUAUUCAGAUGGAGAAGUUUGCCCGUCAGGCCCGAGUGGAAGGGGUUAACAGUGUGAGGGAUGUAGCAGUGAGCAGAGACUCGGAGCUCUUCAGAGCCCUCAACAUGCACUACAACAAGGCCAAUGACUUUCAGGUCCCUGACAGGUUUCUUGAGGUGGCUGAGAUCACACUACAGGAGUUUUACAUAGCCAUCUCUCUGGCCAGAGACUCAGACCCAUCCUGGAAGAAAGUGAUCUAUAAGGUCAUCUGUAAACUGGACAGUGACGUACCGGCUGAAUUCAAAGCCCCCUUCACAACAUAGAGCCAGACAGAGAGGAGUUUAACCCAGGAUGAUUGGCGCUGUAUUAAAAAACAAACUAUUUCGCUGCAUGUCCCACUGUAUUUAUGCAUCCGUCAAAAAGCUCACCUCACAACGUAGACGUUUUCGCAAUUUGAUUUCCACGAUUCCUCUCCUCCUUUAAAAGGAAAAAUAAAUAAAAAUGAGGGAAGAGGAAACUUGUAAACAAAUGCACGGGUAAGAAAAGACUCCUGUGUUUAAAUCCUUUAUGUAUAAAUAUUUCCCCUCAUGGGACUUUCUUUGUGCCAGAGGCCUCUACUGAAUAUGUGUGUCACUAUCAAUGUUGACAGUUCUGGAUAAAAGCAUCUGCAAAAUACCAUAUUAACUGCAGUAGCCCUACAGCUAAAUACCAUAUUAACUGCAGUAGCCCUACAGCUAAAUACCAUAUUAACUGCAGUAGUCCUACAGCUAAAUACCAUAUUAACUGCAGUAGCCCUACAGCUAAAUACCAUAUUAACUACAGUAGCCCUACAGCUAAAUACCAUAUUAACUGCAGUAGUCCUACAGCUAAAUACCAUAUUAACUGCAGUAGCCCUACAGCUAAAUACCAUAUUAACUGCAGUAGCCCUACAGCUAAAUACCAUAUUAACUGCAGUAGCCCUACAGCUAAAUACCAUAUUAACUGCAGUAGUCCUACAGCUAAAUACCAUAUUAACUGCAGUAGCCCUACAGCUAAAUACCAUAUUAACUACAGUAGCCCUACAGCUAAAUACCAUAUUAACUGCAGUAGCCCUACAGCUAAAUACCAUAUUAACUGCAGUAGUCCUACAGCUAAAUACCAUAUUAACUGCAGUAGCCCUACAGCUAAAUACCAUAUUAACUGCAGUAGCCCUACAGCUAAAUACCAUAUUAACUGCAGUAGCCCUACAGCUAAAUACCAUAUUAACUGCAGUAGCCCUACAGCUAAAUACCAUAUUAACUGCAGUAGCCCUACAGCUAAAUACCAUAUUAACUGCAGUAGCCCUACAGCUAAAUACCAUAUUAACUGCAGUAGCCCUACAGCUAAAUACCAUAUUAACUGCAGUAGCCCUACAGCUAAAUACCAUAUUAACUGCAGUAGCCCUACAGCUAAAUACCAUAUUAACUGCAGUAGCCCUACAGCUAAAUACCAUAUUAACUGUAGUCUGGUCUUCAGCAGCAUGCCACAAACAGAAAGAUCUGCCAUGUGCGAGUGUCUGUAGUUGUGUGAAUCUCUGGGCAAAUUACAUUUCUGUUCGACAGACAUGUGAAUCAAAAUGGAGUUGGCCUGUCGAGCAGAUAGCCUUAUCAACCAGUAUGUCAUUUUAAAACAGGCAUAAUGAAUUGUAAUGAAUUGUACAAUGUGUAUUGUUUUGCUAUAUCAACACGAUUAACAAUACAAGA
Messenger RNA from Salvelinus fontinalis (brook trout), 3593 nucleotides. RefSeq names its product prospero homeobox protein 1-like. The transcript has 5 exons. Gene Ontology annotation, biological process: regulation of transcription by RNA polymerase II. Lineage: Eukaryota; Metazoa; Chordata; Actinopteri; Salmoniformes; Salmonidae. Bases 24 to 2195 code for a protein of 723 amino acids. Gene Ontology annotation, cellular component: nucleus. Gene Ontology annotation, molecular function: DNA-binding transcription factor activity, RNA polymerase II-specific; RNA polymerase II cis-regulatory region sequence-specific DNA binding. The record is from RefSeq and is a predicted model, not a curated record.